Messenger RNA from Didymodactylos carnosus, 11676 nucleotides. The record is from the annotation of a GenBank genome assembly. Lineage: Eukaryota; Metazoa; Rotifera; Eurotatoria; Philodinida; Philodinidae.
AUGGCUGAGCCAUUGACGUACGAUUUUGAUGGCUUUAUAGCCCGACUUCAUGAUUGUUUAUUAACAAAUAAUGGAAAUGAAACUGAAGCGUCAGAAAUCGUUCUUGAUAUAGCAGCCGCAUUCUCUGAACAUCCAUCUGAAAUGCAAAUCGCCAUGUGUUUAUCGGCUUUCUUUGCUAAUAGUAAUCAAAAUAUAAUGACAUUUCUCAGACGAGCCUCGUCCAAAGAAGAAUUUAGAAAAUGUAAAGUGGAAAUAUUGCAAUUUUUGAAAUUUUUUAUUGGACAAGUUGGUGAUAAAAUUUUGCCAUAUGCCGUUGAACUUAAGGCCAUUUUAUUAAGUUUAUACAAUCAUGACAAAUAUUCUGACGUGAAGUGUGCUAUAUUUCCAAUUUUAUCCCAGUUAAUGGAACUCAGUGUUGGCACGACAAUUAUGGACAAAGCUGAAGUUGAUAAAAUAGUUAGCACAUUUUUUAAUGCAUUACUUGCAGCUUCGAAAACAACAGCAACGUUAAAAGGAUUAAUUAUGGCAUUUCUUGGCUUAUUAUGUAAAAAUUAUCCCGAAUACAUGGAUAUAUAUUCAGAGAAAAUAUUAAAACUUUAUUUGACCACGUUGAAAGCUGAAAUGGAAGGUACAUCAAAGAAAAGUGAAUUAUUAGUUAUUGCUGGUGUAUUAGAAGGUUUAAUUUAUUACAUUAUUAAUUUUUCUCCAAAGCCAAAAAGUGAAGGCGGUGGUAACGAAUUGGAAAGUAUUUAUAGAUAUGCUAAAAAAGCUAUUAGUCCUGAAACGGAUUUAAGUCGUUAUGCUGUACCAAAAGCUGGGCUUGAAAUAUUUGCUCAACAUUCCACUCAUUUUACUGAAUUAUUGUAUGAUGAGUAUGAAAGUAUUCUUAAAAGUUUAAUAUUUUGGAAUCAACACGUCAAUUAUGAUAUUAAAAAAGUUUCACAACGUGCUUAUGACACAUUUUUAAAAGGAAUAGCUGAUGCAUUAAAAGCCCGAGCAGGAAUACAAGAUAAUGGUGUUCGACAGCGUGCAAUAAAAACUUUUAAAUAUUUCGUACAAGAAUUUCGUGCAAAAAUCGAAUCACCAGCAAUGGAAAUUCGUGAUCUGGCAAUGGCGAUUCGUGGUUACGGAACAUUUGCAAGUGCGUGCAAAUUAUUUGGCACCGCUGAUGAUGUACGAUUUAUGUUCGUUGAUUUGAUACAACGUUGCGAACAAAUAGCGGUACCAACCAUAUCGUUAACGGAAGCGGCUGACGUUUAUGAUGAACGUUUUUAUCAAUUGCCUAAUUUACUUGAUGCAUUAUCAGCAAUUAUUAUUGAAAUGAAUGAUGUUGGUGAAGAAUUUCUUGGACCAUUGGAACGUUUAACUGUAAUGACAAUUGAUUAUUAUCCACGUUAUCAGCCAAAAUCAAAAGCGACAACGUGUACAUCUGUCAUCAAAAUGAUACUUGCCAUUCAAACAAAACCAAGUUGUUUUAAACCAUUUUUAUCACGAAUAGUUAAUCAAUCAUUGAUUCGUUGUUGUUCACAUCCAUUAAAAUCAUCAGUUGAUCAGAUGAUGGAAGAAAUUGAUCCCGAUGAAGAAAAAUCUAAAACAACAUUGGCCAUUGGAAAAACGAUAAUUUAUGAAAAUUAUAUUUCACUAUGGAAAACGGUUUUUGAUGUUACAACAACAAAGGAGCCGGAAAUUGUUGUCUAUUCGAUAUUCGACAGGCAAAAUAUGCAUGUAUCAUUAUAUGAUGAAUUAAUUGAUACCAUCUUACACAUUAUUGAUCGAUUCGAUUUGCGUGUUGAGAAAGAAAAAGAAUUAGACAAAGAGAAUGAUGAUGAUUCAAGUGCUACAACCGAUCCUGUAUUUGGCUUAAAACCGUUGAAUCAAAAAGAUUUUGUCAUGUUUUAUAAUCUUGUUGACUUUUGCCAGGAUUUGUUGUCUGAGCAAUCGAUUGAAUUAUUUGAAAAAUGGGUUCAUCGUUUUCUCUACGAUAUUAUAUCAGCAUCGACAAAAUAUCCAUUAGUUAGUGGCUUUUAUCGUUUUGCCAGUUUAGUGAUGAAUAUUUGUUUAAAAUUACGUUACUUUAAUUCUAAUUCAAAUGGUGAUACAACAAUUGAGUCAAUGGAAACAGAUACGAAUGAAACUAGUAAUAAUAAUAUUAUUGGUGUUACAAUACUCAUUCAAAAAUUUGCGCAUGAAGUUCUUUCACGUUUGAAACAAUAUCGUGAUGAUCUGUUAACAUCUUGUUUACAAUUCAUCUUAUCUCUACCAUCAGAAUGUAUUGAUUAUGAUUUUACCGAUUAUGUACCAGCUGUACAGAUGGCAUUGGAUAUGGGUCUCAGUUAUUUACCACUGGCCGAACAAGUUAUUGACAGUCUCGAACGAUGGUCCAAGUCCUCAUCGUUUACACUAACACCAUAUUAUGAACAAUUACUGCCUUAUUUUGAUGAUUUUUUACGUUUAUCGCAUGAUCAAGGCGAAGAUGUUAAUGUUCGUGCUAUUGUUUCGACGCUACAGGAACAAAAUCGUACUAGUACAAGAACAAAAACGAUAUUGCCGACGCGAAUGUUGAAAAAAACAAAACAAAUAAAACAUCUUUUCGAUGAUAGUGAACUUCGUCGAGUACAAUUUCGAAUAAUGAAAUAUUUGGGUUCACUCGGUGGUAGAAUAAAUUAUCACUUAAUUGGUGAUACAUCGACUUAUCUUGUUAAAGAAGCAGUCGCAUGGGAUAAUGAAAAUCAUUUAUUGUUUGAUGUACCGUUAGAGGACAUGAAACCAAUAAUUCAUCUCGAUUUAUUUCUUCCUCGUAUUGUUGAUUUGGCUUUACACUCAUCAGAAAGACAAACAAAAGUGACUGCUUGUGAAUUACUACAAUCAAUUAUGUUGUACAUGAUUGGAAAAAGUGUUCCACAUGGCGAAACACGUGUGGUCACCUAUGAAAAGUUAUAUAAGAAAUUGUUUCCAGCUGUACUUCAAUUAUCAUGUGAUUCUGAUACGUUUACAAAAACUUUAUUUGCCACGUUCAUGCUCCAGAUUAUACGUUGGUUUACCAAGAAUAAACGUUAUGAAAACCGUGAAACUAUGUCGUUACUAAAUACAUUCAUGGAUGGUAUUAUGUCGAGUAAAAAUGCGUCGACUCGAGAUUUUAGCGCUGUCUGUUUAAAAGAAUUUUUAAAAUGGUCAAUUCAACAUUCCAUUGGUGAAGAUAAACAUGCCUAUUUAAAAAAUUCAACAUCCGUAUUAAAACGUAUUGUUAGUUAUUCAAUGCAUCCAAAUAGUUUUAAACGUCUUGGUUCAACACUUGCUUGGAAUUCAAUUUAUACAUUAUUCAGAGAACAAGCAGAUCUAGUUGAUAUAUAUACUCUUCAAUUAUUGUAUGUGUUUGUUGAAAGUUUAGCAAUAGCUCAAGGAGAUGAGUCGUCCGUGGGUACACAACAACAAGCAAAAUCUGCUCUUGAUCAUGUUCAACGUAUCCUGAAACAAACGUCAAAAUUAUUUGUUAAUGAAACAAGCAGACGUUAUCGUCCACCUGGAUGGACUCAAGCCACACUUGAUGUCGCUAUUCGUUGGUUAUUAAGACAAUGUGGGCGAGUUGAAACGGAAUGUAGACGAAAAUGUAUUGAGCUAGUUUGUACGUUUAUACCACUAUUACCAGGUAAUUUGAUAAAUUUAAUGGAUAGUCUUGCUUUUAACAUCAUCCACUUUCAUCAUGACAGAUUUGAGGGCUCACAAUCAAAAAAAGAUAAAUUUAAAGCUGGUCUAGCUAAUAAUGUUAUUAUGACCGAUAUUAAUGAACGAUUUUCUCUCGGUACUGUAUAUCAAUGGUUGGAUACAUUAAUCGCUGCUCUCGAUUGUUAUUACUGGGUAUUUUCACAAGGUUACCUUAAUCCAAUGUUAUUUCAAGAUCAAAGUAAAAAGAGUCGUUUAAUCGAUUCGUUAAAUUAUUUUAUUAAUAAAGUGGCUAUGAAUACAAUACAUACGAUUGCAACAUAUUUUACAAUUCAAGAUGAACAUGGAAAAGUUUUUACACCAGCUGACGUUAGAAAAUUUGACGAUGCAAAAUGUGUAGUUAUUGUACGUUUAUUAAAUUUUAUUACUGCACUAUGGUCAAAAUAUCCAAAAGAUACACCAAAAGCAUUUGAUCCAUCAUUUUGGUCUCGUGAUUUAAUGACAUUAAUUUUAACGUGUGCUUUGGAUCCCGCUCAAUUGGGUUUUGAUGUGAAUAAUGAAGAAGUUGAUAAAAAAUUACCUAAAGUCAUCGAAUCUCUUCUGAAGGCUAUGACAACAUAUUUAUCUGAAAAUAUAUUAAAACCAUUGCACGAUGUUACAAUUGAAAUGACAAUGGAUGGCAAAAAAUUUAAUUUGGUUCAUGAACUUGAUAGUGGUGGAAAUAUGCCAGUUCGUUGGGGAUUAAUUCAUACAAUUGUUCGUGGAUAUAAAUUAUUACAUGAUGCACGCCUAUUAUCUAAACCCAAAAAUCUUGAACAAUAUACGAAACAAUUAUGGGCAACAAUGUUAAGAAAAAUGAUUAAUCACGAACAAAAGCCGUAUUUGACAAAAUUGACAUUAGAUCUUGAAAAUCAAAAAGGCUUACAAUCAUUAUUCGAAUAUAUUAUUUAUUUGGGUAUUGAGCCAUCUGAAAUAUUGCCACAUUUUUUUGAACCAGCAUUAAUUCAAACUGAUUCUGGUUUGAGUACAGUUGGCACCUAUUUAUUAUCAUUAUUUAAACAUCAAAUAACAAGUUGGUUAGCAGCUAAAUCCAAUUUUAUUAUUGAAAAUAUUCAUUUAUUUCAUUCAAAAAAGAAUUCAUCAACAACAACAUUUGAUCCACGUCCAGUUGUAAGUUUUUUAAUAACAACACUCGAUUUAUUUAGUUCUGAUAUGAAAAUACGUCAAACAUAUGGUUCUCAAUUUAUUGAUGGUAUUUAUAAUUGUUGGCCAAAAUUUAGUUCAUUAUGGGAACCAGCGGAUAAAGCAUUGAUCGAUGAUAAAUUAUUAAUUGUAACAUUAUUAACAAAAACAUUUAUUAUUAAUUCAAAAUGUUUAUUAACUCAUCAACAAUUUGACACAAUAUCAGAUAUGUAUUUGACAUUGAUAACUGAUAAAACAUUAAAUUUAUCAUAUAAAAAUCGUCUACUCGAUUUAUUAGUAUUUUUUGCCUCAAUAAAUUUUUCUGCCGAUGAACAAACAUCAGAAACAAUUGAAAAACAAAAAGAAUGGAAUAAAAAAUUAUUUCGUCAAUUAUUAACAUUUACGGCAAAUAAUUUUCCAAUGUAUUGUAAAGAAUUUAAAGAAGGAACACAAGACUAUUAUGAAUUUCAUAUGUCAAUAAAAAAGAUUACUGCUGGUCUUGAAUUAUCAUCAUCAUUUCUUAUAUUUGAAUUAUUAGUAUCAAUGUUAUGUCGUGAAAAACAACAUUCAUUCGAAGAUGAAAUAUUAAAAUCUAUAAGUCAUUUUGUAUUAAAUACAAAAGAUGAUUCAAAACAAAUUGAAAUAUUUCAAUAUAUUUAUGAUGUUAUAUAUAAUGAGAAAAAAAAUGUGCCAAGUGAACAUCGUCUUCAUGCAUUAGAUAAAUUAGUAUUAAAAAUUCUUACAUCAAUGCGUAAACAAUGUGUUAUUGAAGUUUAUAAAAGGCAUAUUCUUGUUAUAACGAGUAUAAUUGAGGCAGAAUUUCGUCUUGAAACAUCUACUACAGCUAUUGAAUCAUCAUUAAUUAAUCGAAUAUGUUCAUUUCGUUUAAUGGAACAUAUGUAUACAAUAUUGACUAAAGAUGAUGUACAAGGUUCAACAUCGCCAAUUGUUUCCAUUUAUGAAAAAAUUAGACCAAAUAUGGAAAAGAAAGAUGGAAAAGAAUUAACAAAAAAUAUGAUACGUCGUUCAAGAAUUCAUUUUACAGAUGGAGAAAAAAUAAUGAAAAUUGUUCAAACACAUUUAACGACAAUGAGUAAUAGUAGUGAGAAAACAAAAUCCAUAAUAUCAAUGAUUCGUACAUUGUAUACAUCAUCAUUCAAUUGUCUUAUAUCAUUAUUCAUAUGUACACAAACAGAAUUGAAACUUUAUACAGCAUUUAUAUUUCAAGAAAAUCCAAAUAAAAAUGAAUAUUUUUAUGAAAAUAUUAUCGAUGCUGAUGAAACAUAUGAUUUUCCUGUAGAAUUGCCAGAAUACUACAAAAAAGAUAAACGAACGGUAUUAAGUGUAUUACGCAAAAAAAUCUUAUUAUCAUCCAAUUCACAGCAAGGAAAUUUACAAAUACAAAAUCAACCACCACCACGUUAUUUAUCAUCAGAAUAUUUAUGUGGUAGUAGUUUAGCUAGCGAAUUAGCCAUAUUUGAUUACAUAUCAUCAGCUGUUGUUAGUCAACAACAACAACAACAACAACAAACGAAUUUAAAUAAAUCGAUAUCACUAUCACAAAGUGGAUCACAAACAUUUCUAAGUAAAAUACAAAAUGGUGAUAGUAAUGGUGAUGCAGCUAUUCUUGAAUUUGAAGACGAUAAUACCGAUUUUCUCGAUAUGGAAGUAGAUAAAUUGAAUCAGCAUCCAUGUAUGGUGAUGAUGAUUUGUUUAUUAAAACAUAUGGAACAUAAUCACAUCAUACCAACAACAAUAAUAACAACGGGAGAAAAUGGUUCAACAACAACAACAAAUGGAACAGGAAAUAUUGUUCAUUCUCAACCAUCAAGUAUGGCGGAUAUGCCAACAUGGAUGUCAUACUUACAUAAAAAGUUUAGUGAUCCAACAACACACACGAAUAUUAAAUUAUUUCUAUUACGUCUCAUUGUUCAUACACAUACUAUAUUUAAACCAUAUUCAAGAUUUUGGUUGACAUCAAUUAUACAAUUAUGCAAUAGUCUAUUUGAAAAUUCAGCUACCGUAGAAGAGGGUAUCAAUACGUUUAUAUUAGAUGUUCUUGUUGUCUUAUUAUCAUGGCAUACAGUUGCUAUACCAUCUGAAAUUGAUUCAACACCUGUACAACGUUUAAUUUCCAAUUUAUUUGUUCAUUGUUCACAUAAAAAUUCAGCUAUAACAAAAAGUAAUUUGGAUUUAAUUAAACGUCUAGUUGAAUAUUGGAAACCACGUAUACAAUCACCGACACAAAUAUUAUGUAAGCUAAUAUCAGAUCAAGAUCAAAAUUCACGAAAAAAUUCAAUUGGUAUUCAAUUGACAGCUACUUUGGUAGCAAAUAAUAUUCAUCCAUAUUCAUUUCAUCCAGAAAUAACUGAGGAUCGUUUUAAUGAAACAUUGGUAAAAAAUUUAAAAAAUAAUUUUCGAAUAAUUUAUGCAGCUGCCGCUGAAGUCGUAGGAAUGUUAUUAAAAUGUAAAAAAUUAAAAUCAGAAAGUAAUACAAAAUUAUUGGAACAAAUUGAUAAUGCAUUUAAAGGAUUACAACAGCAAGACAGAAUUAUUACUUGUUUAUAUUCGAUACAAAAACAUUAUCCAGAUAUUAUUGACAACAGAUAUAUGAAUCAACUGAUGUUUGCAUUGAAACGAUUGCAUGGUGAUCUGAAAAUGGAAUGUCUUGAAGCGAUGGAAGCAGGCAUUGCCGAUUUUGAACAUGCAUACAAGGAAUUGAAAACACGUGGUAUUCUCGAUAUAAUAGCGCAUAAAGAUUUUGGAAUUCGUGUUGUGGCAUUACGUUUAUUGUAUAAACUAUUACCAAAAUUAAAUGUUGAUCAAAUGUAUGAAGUUGGUUUGGUAAUAUCGAUUGACGGUCCAAAUGAAUGUCAAAAUUGGGCAUUAGAAAUUUACAAAUGGAUGUAUGAUUAUUUAAUUAAAUCACGCGAUUUGGAUGUCAAAGAAAACGCUACUCAGUUACUAAAUGCUGUUCGUGAACAAUUAUUACGUCUGUUAUUAAGUAAAAAUGAAGUAACACGUUUAAAUUGUCGUAAUUUUUGGUGUGAGCCAUCUCAUUUGCCAACAUCUACCGUAAAACGUUUACCAGCAUUAGUAACAUUGAUGUAUUCAAAUAAAACUGAACAAGAAUAUUUGAAUUAUUGUACUAAUUUCUUACUGGAACGUACUACACAUAGUCCCGAUUAUAAUCGUUUAAUAUUUGAUCAACCAUUAGAAAAAUGUGUAUUUCACGAUUUUCCAUUGACAUGUAAUUGGCGACAACGACAUCAUACUUAUAUGACACCAUUAUUUACACAAGAUCAAACAGUAUUAACAGCUACAACAACAGCAGCCGGAAUGUUAACGAGCCGUAGUUUAAUGUCAAUGGAUCCCGUUCAUUUGAUGCAAACAUUAUCAAGCACAACCACCGAUGAACAACAACAAUUAUUAGCUACUCAAGAUAUAUUCAGUAAAAAUCAAUUUAUACCAACGCAACAAUUAGAACAAGCAUCUAAAUCUUCUUAUAAUUGGUUAAAACAAUCAAAUACUUUGGAUACUGCUAGUACAUUUGCAUUACCAACAAUGCAAACACACAAAAAUAGUGCUUUAUUAUUUGAUAUUGGCGGUGAUAAUAAACGAACAAAAUUACCAUCACAAACACAACAAGCUGAAGAUAGUGAGAUGGAUGCUGAUAUAUUUCGAUUGAAAAGACGUUUUCUUAAAGAUAGUAAACAAUUAUCAAAUUAUUUUAUUAAAAAACAAUAUGAAAAAAAACGUCAAGAAACAGAAAUGUUAAAUGAUGUUAAAUUAAAACAAGAUAAUCAAGUUGAAAAAUAUCGUUCGUAUCGUAUUGGUGAAUUACCAGAUAUACAGAUUAAAUAUAGUGAUAUUAUUAUACCGUUACAAGCAUUAGCUCAAUACGAUAAUUAUACGGCAAGAAUAUUGUAUUCAAAUUUAUUUAUCGCCAUAUUACAACAAAUUGAAUCUCGAUCCAAAGAUGAAUAUUUAGAAACAUUAGCUUCGCUAUCAUAUGGCUUUAAAACAAUUUUAUCAAAUUCUGAAAUUUAUUAUCCAUCGUUUAUUGCCGCCUUGCUCGAUAUUAUUUUGGCUAAAGCAAAACAUGUUCAAAUAGAACCGGAAUUUAUUAGUGGUGCAUCGAUAGCUAGCGGUCUUGAACCUGUUGGUAUAUUGGCAAUCGAAUCCUUUAUUCCUUUACAGCCAUGGAAACCUUGGAUUCAACCAAAAUUCGAACCACUUGAAUCUCAAACACCAUCAAAACGUCAACGAUUAGUGUGUGAUCCAAAUGAAACUGCCAUGUGGCUGGAAUUAGCCAAAUGUUAUCGUUCAUUAUCAAAUUAUGAAGAUGUUCAUGGAAUAUUUUCAAAAACGCCUGGUAUUCAAUCAUCAACACGAGAUGCUAUUCGUGAAGAGAGUCGUGGCAAUUUUCAACAAGCAUUAAAUUCAUAUAUAACAGCAAUGAAUGAAGCUGAUGAUCAAUCUCAAAUGGUAACAGAUGAAUAUAAUAAUUUACAUACGGCUCAAUUGGCUGAACAAGAAUUUUGGCAACAAUCAGCAUUAAAAUGUUGUAAUUAUUUAACUAAUUGGAGUGUAAUGGAGAAACGAAUAUUUCUUGAUGAUACAACAUUCGAUACAUUAUGGUCAGAUAUAUAUCAAGUCAAUUUUAUGAUGCCUUAUGCCAUACGUUCAAAAUUAAAAUUAUUAAUUACUGGCACCGAAGAACAACAAGCACAACAAGAAGAUUUAUGUCAAUUUUUUAAUAAUUUAUCAUUAAAUUCAAUUUCUACAAGUACAUCAGAGACAACAAAUACAUUUGUUAAACGAUCUUAUAUUGAAAAACAAUAUCCAUAUGAAUUAGCAACAUUUUAUUUAUAUCAAAAAGAUUUCGAUCGUUCGAAAUAUUAUAUUCAAUAUGCUAAAGAACAAUUUCUAUCACGUUGGUCAACUAUCUCUCGUCUAUGUGAACAUGGACGAAAACAUACUAUUCAAUAUAUUCAAGCUUAUUAUGAAUUAGAACAAUUUUUAUCAUUUGUAGAACAAAAUCAUCCAUUAUUAAAAACUAUUCAACAAAUAUUUUCUACAAAUGAAAAUGAUACGGAUACCAUACGACGAUUUCAACAUAAAUUAAAACAUGAUUUAAUUGAACAAUGGCAAUUACCCGAUAUUGUACGUAAUACUAUUCAUAUUUGGGAUGAUAUAAUUACAAAUCGUUCACUCUUUUUGGAUGUUAUUGAUGAUAUUGUUAGUUCAUCAACACAUCAAUCAACAAAUUUAAAAAUAAAAGAAUUCGAUUCUCUUUUAAUCGAUUAUAAAGUGCGAUCGUCAUUGGAUUUAGCCUAUUGUGCAUUAAAACAACGAAAUUAUAAAUUAGCUACAACAAAAUUAAGUGAUACACAAAAAAAAUUAGAUUUUUGUAAACAAUCAGAUUUAUUACGUUUGUAUUGGCAUGAAAUUUAUUGUGAUGUACAUUUGAAACGAAAUCAAGCUAAUAAAACAAAUGGUUUGUCAUCAUUAUUAGAUACUCUAGUAGCAAAAGAAUUAAAAAAAAUGGAUUCUAAAAUCGAAAAAUUAAAAGUUUGUGAUGAACAUACGGCACAUUUAAAUAUGACCUAUGUUAGUUUAAAUAUUCAAUUUUGUCGUACAGUUAUUGAUUCUCUAUUGGAUCAACCACAAUCAUAUGCCGAUUAUGAAGGAGAUGCAAAAUUAUCAAAAACAAAAAGUAAACAAUUAGAAUUUUAUUUGAAUGAUAGUGGUGAUUCACAUAGCACGAGUAUUGCAUAUGAUACCAAUCAACUUAUUAGUUCAUUGUUUCAAAAAUGUGUAAAUACUUUAAAAAGCAAUAUUCAAAAACAAGAAGAAAGACUACCAAAUACGGUAAGCAUUUUGAAAAUAUAAUUCUUCAUUGUUUGACCAUCUCUAGUUUAAAAUUUUUUUUAAUCAAAAAACUACUUAAUAAGUGAAUAAGUGACACUUUUUACUUAAAAUCUGGAAACUAAAUUAAUUACAAGCGAUUCCUCUUAUUUCCGCUGUUUUUGAUUGUAUGUCAUAGUUUUUAUCCAACAGUUUUAUUGAAUACUUUCAUUUGAUUGUAAUGGAGGAAUCCGUCUGAGAUCGACAAUUGUCCCAUUCUUUUCUUCCUUAAAACAGUUCCAUAAUGAGUAAAAAAGCUUUCUAAGUAGUUUCCCGUAUUUCCUGCAGCUCAAAUCCCUUCAUUUCGUAGUUAACAGUUCACCAAUCAACUUUCGCACUGAGAUCACACGUAACACAGAUGAAUAGAUUUUACUCCAACUGCCUUUCAAUUGCAACUUUAAAUAAAAACACAGUUCGGUAGCUGUUGAAAUUCCCUACAAGUUGAGCUCGUUCCAAUUUCUAAGUUGACAUGGCCAGGUUACAGUAGGAUGUAUUUAGUAGCGUAUUUAGUAUAAUCGUGGGAUUUAUUUGUCGAAAAAUGAUUUAAAAAGAAAUAGAGGAAAGUAGGAUGGAGAUGAAAGAACUGAAUGAAAAUUUCUGUAUCAAAUUAUUACUUGAGAUCUUUCGAUAUAUGUGUUUUGCUAUAUUAAAAGUGCUGAUGGCAUAGGUAUAGUCACAGUUUAGCGAUUUACAGUGUUAAGUCAAAAGUAUUUGUGUUUUUGAACCCUUUUGUGAUGCAUGUGCAUGGUAUUGGUUGUGGACGAUGCGGAUUCAAGUGUUCUUAUUUCCAAAGAAGCUCAAGUCGAUUUGCCAACAUCGAAAGUCUCGAUUCGAAUAAAUCAAACUUCUGAGUCACAUCGGUAUUACUGUACAUCUCCUUCGGGUAUAAAAACAGAUCGUCUCAUAAAUAUCAUCUUUUUCUGC